AUGUACAGAACUACAAGGUCCCCAAUGAUGCAGCCUCUGGUCAACUCAGGAAUGGGCAUGGCUCCUUUCUUCAAGGUGACUGUGUUCGAGCAGGAGCAUUUCCAGGGCAAGUGCCUGGAGUUCACCUCCGAGUGCUGCAACAUCCAGGAUUGCGGACUGGACAACAUCCGCUCCAUCAGGGUGGAGAGCGGAGCCUGGGUGGGUUUUGAGCACCACGACUUCCAGGGCCAGCAGUUCAUCCUGGAGAGAGGAGAGUACCCCCACUGGGAUGCUUACAGUGGAUCCCUCUCCUACCACGUGGAGCGCCUCAUGUCUCUGCGCCCCAUCUACUGCGCCGUGAGUACAUCCCCACUCUCAGUGUUCAGCCAACACACAACAGAUUACCUCAGGAGUCCAAAAUCCAACAGUUUCUUUCUCCCCUUGCAGUCCCACCAGAGCAGCCGCAUGGUCAUCUUUGAGAGGGAGAACUUCAUGGGCCGCAGCGUGGAGAUCUGUGACGAUUACCCCUCUCUGCAGGCCAUGGGCUGGAUGAUGCCUGAAGUUGGCUCCAUGCACGUGCAGUGCGGCGCCUUUGUGUGCUACCAGCACCCUGGCUACAGAGGCCAGCAGUACAUCAUGGAGUGUGAGAGACACAGUGGAGACUACCAGCACUGGAGGAACUGGGGCUCCCACUGUCAGACCCCUCAGAUCCAGUCCAUCAGGCGCAUCCAGCACUGAGAGGAGGACAGGCUGAGACUGAGACAGCAGCUCCCCUCCACCCUCCUCCCUUCACCCACAACCCCUUCCCCUUUCUUUCUUUCUUCCUCUCUUCAAACCUUUCCUUCCUCUUGACUUGAGCCGCAACAGCCGCCCCAACACCACUACUGAUUCACAGCCGCUGCCAGAGUGUGAUAAGAGACAAUAUCGCACUGUUAAAGCACAGGGAAACACACGCUCCACCACACACACACGCUGACAUAACUGACACGCACACAGUGUCUUUUUAUUUGGUUUAGAGGUCGCUACACACUCACACAC
Messenger RNA from Plectropomus leopardus (leopard coralgrouper), 1017 nucleotides. NCBI's taxonomy places the organism in Eukaryota, Metazoa, Chordata, Actinopteri, Perciformes, Serranidae. The record is from RefSeq and is a predicted model, not a curated record.